Molecule: messenger RNA, 4365 nt
Organism: Galeopterus variegatus (Sunda flying lemur)
Lineage: Eukaryota; Metazoa; Chordata; Mammalia; Dermoptera; Cynocephalidae
Product: tensin-3-like
Exons: 13
Coding region: 24-1673 (549 amino acids)
Molecular function (GO): protein binding
Source: RefSeq, a predicted model, not a curated record
AGACUCUCGGCCACACUGUGGGGAUGUCCGAGAGCCCCAUCGGACCCAAGUCCACGAUGCUUCGGGCCGACGUGCCCGUGACACCCUCAUUUCAGCAGGCUUUUGCAUCUUCCUGCACAAUUUCAAGCAACGGUCCUAGCCAGAGGAGAGAGAGCCCGUCUUCUGCAGAGCGCCAGCGGGUGGACAGCAGCCCCAAGUCCACUCUCUCCCUGCUGGGGAGCGGCCGGCCCACAGGAAGUCCCCUCGGCACCAGCGAGUUCCCUGGCCCCAGCAAGGACUCCUCAGUGCUAUCCUGCUUCCCACCCUCGGAGCUCCAGGCCCCUUACCACAGCCAUGAGCUGUCCCUGGUGGAGCCGCCAGACACUCUGUCCCCUCCGAGCAGCCAGGCCUUCCUGGGCUUUGGCACCAGCCUCAUGGGAAGUGGCCUUCCACUUAGGGAGGACCCAGGCGCCUUGCUGGGCAAUUCCCAUGGAGUGUCACCGGCUCCCGGUGCCCCGCUGACAGCAGCAGGGGCUGCCGACAAUGGCUUCCUGUCCCACAGCUUUCUCACGGCAGCUCCUGGACAUGGCAGCCAGCACAGUCCCGGCCUGCAGGGUGAGGGGGUGACCUCGGCCGGGCAGCCGCCCCUCCCUGAGAAGAAGCGGGCUUCAGAGGGGGAUCGUUCUUUGGGCUCGGUCUCCCCCUCCUCCAGUGGCUUCUCCAGCCCCCACAGUGGGAGCACCAUCAGUAUCCCCUUCCCGAACGUUCUUCCGGACUUUUCCAAGGCUUCAGAAGUGCCCCAACCUUUGCCAGACAGUCCAGGUGAUAAACUUGUGAUCGUGAAGUUUGUUCAAGACACUUCCAAGUUCUGGUACAAGGCGGAUAUCUCAAGAGAACAAGCCAUUGCCAUGUUGAAGGACAAGGAGCCCGGGUCAUUCAUCGUCCGGGACAGUCACUCCUUCCGAGGUGCCUAUGGCCUGGCCAUGAAGGUUGCCACACCCCCGCCUUCCGUCCUGCAGAUGAACAAGAAAGCUGGAGAUUUGUCCAAUGAACUUGUUCGGCAUUUUUUGAUUGAGUGUACCCCGAAGGGAGUGCGGUUGAAAGGGUGCUCCAAUGAACCAUAUUUCGGGAGCCUGACGGCCUUGGUGUGUCAGCACGCCAUCACCCCCUUGGCCUUGCCAUGCAAGCUGCUCAUUCCGGAGAGAGAUCCAUUGGAGGAAAUAGCAGAAAAUUCUCCCCAAACAGCGGCCAAUUCGGCGGCUGAGUUGCUGAAGCAGGGGGCAGCCUGCAAUGUGUGGUACUUGAACUCUGUGGAGAUGGAGUCCCUCACUGGCCACCAGGCAGUCCAGAAGGCCCUGAGCAUCACCCUGGUCCAGGAGCCGCCCCCCAUGUCCACAGUUGUGCACUUCAAGGUGUCAGCCCAGGGUAUCACCCUGACAGACAAUCAGAGGAAGCUCUUCUUCCGGAGGCAUUACCCUGUGAGCAGCGUGAUUUUCUGUGCCUUGGACCCACAAGACAGGAAGUGGAUCAAAGAUGGACCUUCCUCAAAAGUCUUUGGAUUUGUGGCCCGGAAGCAGGGCAGCUCUACAGACAAUGUGUGCCACCUGUUUGCGGAGCAUGACCCUGAGCAGCCUGCCAGCGCCAUUGUCAACUUCGUAUCAAAGGUCAUGAUCGGCUCCUCAAAGAAGAUCUGAGAGCCCCUUGCAGCUCGGACCCGCCAGACUUCUGCCAUUUCCCUCAAGACAGCAGUGGGGGAGGGCGGGGCCCCCAUUUCAUACCAGACUGAUAAUCCUGACAGUCCAGGCCCAGGAGGGGACAAAGGACCUUCCAGCUCUACGAAACAGGGACAAACAACUUCACCAUGGAUUGGCCUUUCCUGAAAGUAACUUCUUAUCUGACAUAUCUCUGUGGCCAGGUGCGUUUUGAGUGGAAGCAGCUGGGCACAGGUGCCCACCAGGGUCACGUGAGAAAGGGGCGUGCAAGGAAACAGCAUGGAAAGCAUGGUGGCUGCCGAGUUCCUGGCACACCAGUAUUUGUGGGAGUGGUCAGCCUGCUUGCAGGGUGCUGAGUGACCACUGCACCUGGCCAUGGCUGGAGCGCUUUCUGUCCAGCCCACAUCUGAGGCAGCAGGCUCCCUCACCUCGGUCUUCCUGUGAUGGAGAUGAACCUAAGAAGGGGACGCAUGUCUGACAAAGGCUCGUGCGGGUCAGGCCCUUCCAGAACACGGCAGGAACAGGAACGAGGGGACGGUGUGAUGGCUAGUGAGAAUGAGGGGGUAGAAGCCUCCCAGCGUCGUGGGGGGGAGUGUGAUGUCAGAGAGACGCCACCCGCAUGUGCUGCCGAUUCCACGCCUCCUGCUCACAUCUGGUGAACUGGGCCAGAAGAGCCCCUGAGGACCCUGAGAGGAGAAAUGAAAAGAAGGAAGCAAACAUGCGAUUUCUAUAUAAUUUAUAUUUUACGUAUGCCAAAUUAUUUAUGAUAACUUGCCAUUGCUGUGCUGUACUGGUGUCAGAUGCUGCACGUGCCAAGCUAUGAUUUCAGGAGGGUGUGCGGUGGCCUGCGGGUGACACUUGUGGGUCCCCCAUGUGCGGUGCUACCCAAAGGUGGUUUUGCCUCCAGCAGCCUCCCCGACACUUUACUUACUGGUCUCUCUUCCCGAUUGUGGCUGACACCCUUUCUGAUGGGGAGGGCCAGGGAGGGAUGGAAAGUGCCUGGGUUUCAACUCGGCAUCCCCCUCAUCAGCUUGUUUCUGGUCAUCUUCAGGCCUGAAGUAGCACGACCUAAAGCACCCCUGGCCUUCAUGAGCCCUCACUGUGCCAUGAGGCGACCCUGUGUGGUUAGGACAAGGAGAACGGGAAGGGAUCCCAAUACUACGGGCUCAAGCCCCGCUGUCCUGCCCCAUCUUGGUCACCAAAUCGGGCGCACUGUUCCAUGCUUCUCUGAGUAGUCCAGCACUGUGGUUCUCCCACCUGAGGCUGUCAGUGGUCAGAUGUUUGGGAGAAGCCUCUGAGCCUGGAACUUCUGCAGAGUGCGAGGUGCAACUGGGCCACGUCGGGAUAAAGCCUUGAGCUCCUUCCCGCAUAGUCCAGUGCACUCUGGGGACGCACUGACUAUUCCCGCUGGGAUCCCUCUGGAAAUUCCCACCCUCCUCUGCUUUCAGGAGCUGGGGUUUGUGAAUCCUCUGCUUUAAAGUAAGGGGCAGAGGAAGACUUCAAGACAAGUAGAGUUGGAACCAGCAGGAUCACAGCGGGCGUUGUAUGUGCGUGCGUGAGAGCAGGGGGACCAUGCCACGUUUUAGCUCCUAUUGACGCACCAAACCCAAGUGCCUCCUUUCUGUGCCAAAUGUCUGCCUUGGUCUUCGCGGACCUCCUUCCCUGUCAUGCGUUGGCGUGGCUGUUUGAGAGAAUGUGCUGUCAUUCCCUAGUGGCCCUGAUGUCUUUGGUGGAGGCUUCUAGCAUUUCAAUUUUUCGUCCACUGCAGGAAUCUGGCCAAGGGGAGCAGAGGUUUGUGCUGUCCCCAAGAGGUGCCUCACCCUGAGAUGGUUUAAACCCAAGUUUGACCCAAGCAGCCCAAGCCAGGCCCUUUAUCCUUCUGAUGAAGGAAGAGGAGGCUUGUUUAGAAAUCAGAGCAAGGUAGGGGUGCAGCACUGAGAAGCGCAGCCUGCGGUGAGCUGCAGAGACAUCAGGGCCUCCCAUGACGGUCAUCAUGGAGAGCAUUCAAGAAGCCACACAGAUGUGCUCUUUAAGCUGACUCACCAGGUGUGAUUUUUACUCAAGGUAAAAGUGGUCAAGGGCAUCAGGGAAUUUGCUCCAAGCAAAUAGUUCCCUUUGGGGAACCCAAGGAAGCCACUUUCCAGGGUUUCUGACAAGCCGGUACGACAGGUGUCUUUCUUCCAGGGCAGGGCGAGUCCGUGUUGUCGCAGACUGCACUGUGGGCUCAGACACCAUGAGCAAGACUUGCGGCCAACGCUAGUUCAGGCACUUGGGAGAAGGAACGUCUCCCAGGCAUCUUGCCUCUGGGGCAGCAGUUGGGCAGGAACGUCCUGUCCUGGGUUGUAAAUGCCGUGAGUUCACAGUAACUGUGCCUGACACACAUUAUAGCCAGGGUCCUAUUAACCUACUCAUUAAAGACAUUGUUGUACUCCUCCAGUGUUAAGCUAUAGCCAUGUUAAAUGUCACACUGCAUUUAUCCUCAGCAUCAGAGACCUUGUAAUGUCUCUUUAUCUGCCUUACCUGUUAGUGCAUAUUUUUACUUUUCUGAUAUUGUAAAGAAUAUACCCAAUAUGUAAAUGAAUGUUCUAUAAAUCUUUUGUAUAGUCACUUCCUCUGCUCUUUAAAUAUCAUCUCUAUUCAGAGUAUAAUAAAAUUAUGAACUUGGUAAGCCUCA